Messenger RNA from Phragmites australis (common reed), 1408 nucleotides. RefSeq names its product transcription factor WRKY19-like. Gene Ontology annotation, molecular function: transcription cis-regulatory region binding; DNA-binding transcription factor activity. Gene Ontology annotation, biological process: regulation of DNA-templated transcription. Gene Ontology annotation, cellular component: nucleus. The record is from RefSeq and is a predicted model, not a curated record. The transcript is spliced from 3 exons. Bases 161 to 1261 code for a protein of 366 amino acids. NCBI's taxonomy places the organism in Eukaryota, Viridiplantae, Streptophyta, Magnoliopsida, Poales, Poaceae.
UUCGCUUCACUCGCUCACUACAACACCCCACUUGCAUCUCGCAGUUCACACGCCACAAAAAUAAUCUUUGUACGAGCAAUACAUCCUUGAGUUCAGUUUGCAACAACAUUUCGAUCAUUUCUUGGCUUGUAAUUUAGUUGGUGAGAAGCAAGGGAGAGACAUGGAGAGCGUUGAUGGCAAUGGAGGCAGACGGUUGGUGGUGACGGAGCUCAGCCACAUCAAGGAGCUCGUGAAGCAGCUGGAGGUGCACCUGGGGUGUUCCCCUGACCUGUGCAAGCACCUGGCCUCGCAGAUCUCCUCCCUCACCGAGCGGUCCAUCGUCAUGAUCACAUCCUCCAACCUCGACGGCGGCCGGAAGCGGUCGGCGGCCGACGCCGGCCUCGCCUCGCCAAUCUCUGCGACGCCGACGCCGAGCCCCCUCAGCGACGUCACCGACGGGCCUUUCAAGAACACAAAGAAGAGGAAGAUGAUGGAGAAGUGGAAGCAUCAGGUGAGGGUGAGCACGGAGGGGGGCGGCGAGAGCCCGGUCGACGACGGCCACAGCUGGAGGAAGUACGGCCAGAAGGAGAUUCUUGGAGCCAAGCACCCAAGGGGCUACUACCGGUGCACGCACCGCCACUCCCAGGGAUGCGCGGCGACGAAGCAGGUGCAGCGCACCGAUGAGGACCCGAAACUCUUCGACGUGAUCUACCACGGCACGCACACGUGCGUUGACAAGGCGUUAGCAGCGGCGCCGGCAGGCCAAGCUGCCGCGGCCACGCAGCCGCCGGAGCACAACCCGGACGCGCACAGCCGCCUGCAGAGCCUGAGCUCGACCCUGACGGUGAAGACCGAGCGGCUCGCUGCGACAGAGCGCCAGGGCUGGAGCGCCACCACGCCCUUCUGCUUCUCCUCGACGCCGGUGAGUGGCUGCCUGGCGCCUGAGCGCAGCCCGUUCUCCGCGUCAGAGACGCUGGAGAACUGCGGAGUGUCGCCGGAGACCUCGGACUCCAACCACGUCCCCUCUUUCCCGGCGUUCGAGGCGGCCGCAAACGUAGAGUGGCGGGCGCAAUCUGAAGAAAUCCAAGAACUGGUGUCCGCGCUCGUCGAGGCCUCGACGAGCGCGCCGGAGCCCGCCGUGGACAUGGAUUUCGCCGAUGAGUUCUUCAACCUCGAUCCAAGCUUCGACAACCUCGAUCAAAGCAUUUUAAGCUACUUUGCCGAUCCUUACACACCCGAUGAACAAAAGGGAAUUGAAUUUGUUAUGAAUACGCACUUUUAGAUAUAACUAUGUGAUUAAUUAUUAAGAGUGUUGUUUAUUAAGAAGAGAUGUCUUUCCAAUAGACAUGUCCUCUCAUUAUAUCUUUUCACCAUGUAUAAAUAUGUAAACAACAUGAUCAAUAAAUACAAAAGUUCAUUUACUACUCUA